UAGUUGCAUCAGCAGACUGCAACCGUGGAUGUUGUAAUUCAUUUUGUUUUUUAAUACAUUUAAACAAAAAAGUAUUCAAUAAUGGCUAGGGUAUUCAUUUUAUUGUCUGUGAUCUUGUUCAGUGUCUAUAUGACAGAACAAGCUUACUUUUUGGAAGAAGAUUACAUAAACAAAAUCAACGAAAAAGCAACAACAUGGAAGGCUGGUGUCAACUUCGAUCCAAAUACACCGAAAGAACACAUCUUAAGACUCUUAGGAUCGAAAGGAGUUCAAAUUCCAAACAAAGUUAACUACAACAUGUACAAAUCAAAAGACAACGCCUACGAUAACUUGUUUGGCAGAAUCCCAAAGAAAUUCGAUGCGAGGAAAAAAUGGAAAAAUUGUAAAACUAUUGGAGCAAUCAGAGAUCAAGGAAAUUGCGGAUCGUGUUGGGCAGUAGCAACAAGUUCAGCAUUUGCUGACCGUUUAUGUGUAGCUACAAAUGGAGAUUUUAAUCAACUGCUAUCCGCAGAAGAAUUAACUUUCUGUUGUCAUAAAUGUGGUUUUGGAUGCAACGGAGGUUACCCAAUUAAAGCUUGGGAACGUUUUAAGGAACAUGGUUUGGUUACUGGAGGAGAUUAUAAAUCAGGAGAGGGUUGUGAACCAUAUAGAGUCCCUCCUUGCCCCUACGAUGAGUUUGGAAACAAUACUUGCGCUGGUAAACCGAGGGAAGGAAAUCACAGAUGCACAAGGAUAUGUUACGGAGAUCAGGAACUUGAUUUCGAUAGCGAUCACAGAUACACAAGAGACUCGUAUUACCUCACAUACGGCAGCAUCCAAAAGGACGUUUUAGCUUAUGGUCCCAUUGAAGCGUCUUUUGAUGUUUAUGACGAUUUCCCCAGUUACAAAUCCGGAGUUUACAUUAAAUCGGAAAAUGCUUCAUACUUAGGAGGACACGCUGUGAAAUUGAUUGGAUGGGGUGAAGAAUUCGGAGUGCCAUAUUGGCUUAUGGUUAACUCAUGGAAUGCAGAUUGGGGUGACAGUGGCCUUUUCAAAAUCCAACGAGGCACAAACGAAUGUGGAGUCGAUAAUUCGACCACUGCUGGUGUACCAGUAACUAACUAAGUGUAUAAUCAAUUAAAAAAAAUGUUAUUUCGUUUACGAUUAAAUACAACCAAUUUUCAUUAUUAUAAAUAUAA
Rhopalosiphum maidis (corn leaf aphid) is the source of this 1178-nucleotide messenger RNA. Its product is annotated as cathepsin B-like. Gene Ontology annotation, molecular function: cysteine-type endopeptidase activity. The transcript has 6 exons. The coding region runs from base 82 to 1104 and encodes 340 amino acids. Gene Ontology annotation, cellular component: lysosome. Gene Ontology annotation, biological process: regulation of catalytic activity. NCBI's taxonomy places the organism in Eukaryota, Metazoa, Arthropoda, Insecta, Hemiptera, Aphididae. The record is from RefSeq and is a predicted model, not a curated record.